GCCUCUGGGCGCCCGGAGAGCGCCGGCGGGCCGCUGGCAGGGCCGGGCACAGGCACGCCCCUCGCCUCCCCGCGGAGAGCGGACUGCCCCGGUGCCCAAACUCCGCCCACCCUCGCCGGGAGCUCCGCGCUCCCGCCUGCCUCCGGCACUCGGGACCGAGGCGGGCCUCGGGAAGGGCCCCUGAGCAGCACGGACGGCCCGCAGGAGGCCCACCCCGAGCGCUCGGGUCGGCGGCCCCACGCGUGCCCAUGGCCCCGAGAGGCUGAGCGCAUGGGCUCGGGCUGUGGACGGAGUCCUCCGCGAGGCGCCGGGAAAAGCCGAACUGCUUUCUUCUAAGGUAGGCAGAAAUAUGCCUAGACGAAGUUGAUCUUUGGGAGGAAAAGGCUGGGGAGCGCCUGCCCCGUGCCCGAGCGCGGACGAGCGAGUUUGCCUUGACCUUGCUGCCUCUCGGGCGCGCUCUGCAGCGCGGACCCGCGGCCCCUCAGGAAAGCGCAGUCGGAAAGUUGUCAGCGGCGGUGCCCUUCGCGCCCUGUUGUGUAACCGCAGCGCCGCCAGUCCGACCGGGAAGUUGCCGUCCCGCCUGGCAGCCCGGUUCGGUCGCCACCCCAAGCGGAUUUCAUGGCCCGCAGCCGACGUGGUCGAGCCCCCGCGUGCCCCCUCUCUCGCGGGCAUCCCAGGCGCCAGUGCACGCGCCCUUCUGCUUGCCCUUUCCACCGAUGCGCUCUGUGCCCCCUGCUUCCGCCGCCUUCUUGUCGCCGUUUGUCCCUUGGAGCUGCUGCCUAAAUCGGAAAGGAGAGAAUGACUGAGGUGCAGUGGCCAGCUGUCCCCAACGGGACGGACCCUGCCUUUCUGGCUGGCGCGGGCUCACCUUGGGGGAACAGCACAGUGACUUCCACCGCCGCGGUGGCCGCUUCCUUCAGAUGUGCCCUGACCAAGACGGGCUUCCAGUUCUACUACCUGCCGGCUGUCUACAUCUUGGUGUUCAUCAUUGGCUUCCUGGGCAACAGCGUGGCCAUCUGGAUGUUCGUUUUCCAUAUGAAGCCGUGGAGCGGGAUCUCCGUGUACAUGUUCAACUUGGCGUUGGCCGACUUCUUGUACGUGCUGACCCUGCCAGCCCUUAUCUUCUACUACUUCAACAAGACCGACUGGAUCUUCGGGGAUGCCAUGUGCAAACUGCAGCGGUUCAUCUUCCAUGUAAACUUGUACGGCAGCAUCUUGUUCCUGACGUGUAUCAGCGCGCACAGGUACAGCGGCGUGGUGUACCCGCUCAAGUCUCUGGGCAGGCUCAAGAAGAAGAACGCCAUCUACAUCAGCGUGCUGGUGUGGCUCAUCGUGGUGGUGGCCAUCUCCCCCAUCCUCUUCUACUCCGGCAUUGGAAUUCGGAAGAACAAAACCGUCACCUGCUACGACACCACCUCAGAUGAGUACCUGCGAAGUUACUUCAUCUACAGCAUGUGUACCACUGUGGCCAUGUUCUGUGUGCCCUUGGUGCUGAUCCUGGGCUGUUACGGGUUAAUUGUGAGGGCUUUGAUUUACAAGGACUUGGACAACUCGCCCUUGAGGAGGAAAUCCAUUUACCUGGUCAUUAUUGUACUCACUGUUUUUGCUGUGUCUUACAUCCCUUUCCAUGUAAUGAAAACCAUGAACUUGAGGGCCCGGCUGGAUUUUCAGACUCCAGAAAUGUGCGCUUUCAAUGAUAGGGUAUAUGCCACUUACCAGGUGACCAGAGGUCUGGCAAGUCUCAACAGUUGUGUGGACCCCAUUCUCUAUUUCUUGGCAGGAGACACUUUCAGGAGGAGACUGUCCCGGGCGACCAGGAAAGCUUCGAGAAGAAGUGAAGCAAACUUGCAAUCUAAGAGUGAAGACAUGACCCUCAAUAUUUUGUCAGAGUUCAAGCAGAAUGGAGAUACCAGCUUGUGAAGACGCAAGAAUUCCAAACACCUCACUUUUGUAACAUGCAUGAACUCUUAGACCUCCAGUGAUGAAGAGCGUUUACUUACGCCACUGCCGUGUAAAGCCUUGAGACUCUGUUCCAAAACCAGUGCUCAGUCACAUCUAUAAAAAACGGUUUCAGAAGUCACAGAUAAACUGCAGACCAAAAUUGAAGUGAAGUAGAGCAGAUGUUAGCAAGUGGGGGGGUGUUGGGCAGAGGAGUAUUUUCAGAAGAUGAGCAGCUGUCAGGCAUUUACAAAGCACAGCUUACAAGUUUACUGUCCAAUGUAUGCAGUAACGUAGAGUUGGGAGAAAGCAUUUUAGUAUAAGAACUUUAUUUUAAAUUCAAAUCACCAUGGAAGAGGUUCUUUUUGGUUUUUUUUUUCAAAGUGCUUGAAAACAUUAAAUGAAAUGCUGGAAAGAGAAAAAGGCAGAGUUUGUACCGCUUAUGUUAAUAUAAUGAAAGACUGCAGGAGUUUAAUGAA
Messenger RNA from Ochotona princeps (American pika), 2417 nucleotides. RefSeq names its product purinergic receptor P2Y1 (gene P2RY1). Gene Ontology annotation, cellular component: plasma membrane. Gene Ontology annotation, molecular function: G protein-coupled ATP receptor activity; G protein-coupled ADP receptor activity; ATP binding. Gene Ontology annotation, biological process: relaxation of muscle; phospholipase C-activating G protein-coupled receptor signaling pathway; platelet activation. NCBI's taxonomy places the organism in Eukaryota, Metazoa, Chordata, Mammalia, Lagomorpha, Ochotonidae. The coding region runs from base 799 to 1920 and encodes 373 amino acids. The record is from RefSeq and is a predicted model, not a curated record. The transcript has 2 exons.